AUGGCUUCCUCAAGCGUCCCCGCGAACCCGACGCCCCAGACGGUGAUCCAGCUCGUGCAGAAGCUGGGAGAUGCAGACCCGGAUUUCCGGUUCAUGUCGCUCAACGAUCUACUCCAGGUCCUGGCAAACGGCAAGCCUGACUUCCUGCACCACGACUACAACGUAGCCGCGCGUACGGUUGAUAGCAUCAUCAAGGCGCUCGACGACCAGAAUGGAGAGGUGCAGAACUUGGCGAUCAAAUGUCUCGGACCUCUGGUCAUGAAAGUACCGACCCCGAUUAUCGCGCCGAUGAUUGAGAAACUCUCUGCAAUCAAGCUGAAGAACUCGGUUGACAAUGCUGUUCCAUCGCUCGCCCUGCGCGCUGUCAUUAUGGCCCUCCCGAAACCUACACCUGGCUUGCCGCCCACCAAGGACGUGCAGGAAUCAUACCAAGCCGUCAGUCGUGUUCUGAUCCCGCGGCUUCUGGGACCCGGCGGCAAAGUUCAGCCACAGAACCCUUCAAACAACAUCCAGUUGCCGCCCGUACCGCAAGGUCUCCUUAAGGUGGACAAAGACCUGAGCGCAGAAUCGGUGGACAUCCUCAUUGAGGUCGUCAGGUGCUUCGGCGUCAUGCUUUCGCCCCUUGAGGUUGAGGCGAUGCAAGAUGCGGUCAUCACCCUGCUUGAGAACGACAAGACGUCGUCAGUCGUGAAGAAGAGGGCUGUGGUGGCCAUUUCGAUACUUGCUGUUCAUUUGUCGGACGCUUUACUCAGCCAGAUGGUCGAGCGCAUGGAAAACGACUUGAAAAAGUCUGAAAUCUCUGCUGUCACCCGUCGGCUAUACAUUUCCAUCACCGGCUCGUUGGCGAGAUCGAUCCCCGCCCGCUUCGGCUCAUACCUGAAGUCUCUGGUGCCCUUUAUUCUCCAAGCUCUUAGUGAGGGUGAGCUUGAGAAGCACCUGGAGGAGAUUAGCGACGGAGACGACAUUGGUCAGGAAUUCAAUGAAGUGCGAGAGUCCGCCCUCGUGGCACUGGAGUCAUUCCUCGCGGCCUGCCCGACGGAGAUGCGCCCAUUUACCGACGACACCAUCAAAGCAACUCUCCGAUAUCUCAAAUACGACCCCAACUACGCAAUGGGCGACGACGACGAAGAUAUGGACGUUGAUGACGAGGAAGAUGAGGAGGAUGCAGAUGACGAGUUUGAAGAUGAUGCUGGCUUUGACGACGAUGACGACGCAAGCUGGAAGGUCCGUCGCUGUGCCGCUAAGGCUCUUUACACUCUCAUCUCAACCCGCGGAAGUGGUGAUUUGUUAGAGAAUGGUGUUCUCUACAGCCAAGCAGGGCCUACUUUGGUGAAGAGGUUCGAUGAGAGAGAGGAAAACGUACGCCUCGAGGUCAUUUCGUGCUUGUCUCUCCUUGUGCGCAAGACUGGCGAGGGCAUGUAUCCCACAGAUCUCUCACUGGACGACCAAGAGCCAGAGGCGCCUAGCUCGAUUCCUAUCAGCAGAAAACGCAGACGGCAGAGCAGCGGCGGCGGUUCUAUGAACACCCCCCAUGUUGCCACGGGUCUGACAUCCCCGACCCUCGAAAGAAUCCCUUCAUCUGGACCCCGCGCAGAUCUGGCUCGCUUCACCCCGACGAUUGUGAAGGCUUCCACUAAGCUGCUCAAAGGCAAGGUCAUUCCCACCAAGCAGGCCAUUAUCAAUCUCCUUGAUGAUAUCAUCACCGUCCAGCGAGGUGGUCUUUCCAACUACUUCAACGACGCCAUCAGCCCCAUCAUUGAGUCUAUUAAACCCACCGGGGCUUCGGCGCUUGCCUCGUCUCUAGCUGCCUCUGGUGGAAAUGCGUCCGCGACACCCAGCACUCUGCGUGUUGCCGCCCUUAAACUCACCAGCGAUAUUGCCAAGACCCACUCGUCGAGUCUUUUGCAGCCGUAUCUUACCAAGAUAGUGGCUGGUGUGAUUUCGGCAGCAAACGAUCGAUUCUACAAGAUUUCAAGUGAAGCCAUCGGGACGAUUGAGGAGUUGGUGAAGGCAAUCACUCCCCCUCGGUCCAAGAUGACAGCGCAGAAGUUCAAGGGCGAACUCCAGAAGCUUUUUGACACCAUUAUGGACAGAAUCACCGCAACUGACGCUGACGCCGAAGUCAAGCAGCGUGGUAUCCACGCUUUGGGAGUCUUGCUGUCUAGAACAUCCGGUGCCGAUGGAAAUGGCCUGAUUCCCGCGGAGAAGCGACAGGCUGCCUUGGCCGCACUUCUCGACCGCCUCAAGAACGAGACUACUCGCCUUGCCGCCGUUAGAGCUGUCGAUGACGUCGCGGCUUUCAGCACAAGCAGUGGUCAGCUCGAGACGUCGUGGAUCCGGGAGGUCGCUUUGGAGCUGGCGGGACAACUCCGCAAGGCUAACCGGGCUCUUCGCGGUUCUAGCGUCCUCGCACUGAAGCACUUGGUUGUGUCGCCGACUGCCAGAGGCCAACUGGACGCGGACACUAUUCAGGGCCUGGUCUCCUCGUUGGUACCUGUUAUUAGCAAUAACGACACUCACCUGCUGGCACCGGCCUUGCUCAUUCUCGCGACCCUCGUCGAGGAAAAUGCAGACCUCGUGGUGACGCAGUCAAUGACUGCUACUAUCUGCAGUCUUCUCAAGUCGAGCUACGCCGGCAUCGUCUUGGACCAGAUUCUCAUUCUCGUCACGAAAGUUGGUGAGAGCGGUGCUGGCCAGCCUCUCAUGCAAGGCCUUCUCAAAGACGUUAGUAUCGAUGGAGACCCCGUUGUCGUGGGCAAGGUCAUCGGGGCACUUCUUGUGGCCAGUGGAAGCUCGGCUGGUGUCACCGUCGAGAGCUUCAUUUCCGAGUUGCAAACUAGUUCUAGGAAUAAGGAUGACGCUCGCUUGAGCUUGGCACUUGCGGUUCUUGGUGAGGCUGGCCUCCGUCUUGGAGCCAACUCGCCGUUGAAGGCGGAUCUGUUCUUGCAACAAUUCCACGAUGAGCCCGACAAAGUCUCCAUUUCAGCCGCUGUGGCACUUGGCCGUGCUGGCUCUGGCAAUGUCUCUGAGUACCUCCCAGUCAUUCUGGCAACCAUGCAGAAGGGUGGUAACACACAGUACUUGCUUAUCCAAUCAAUCAAGGAGAUCUUGCAGCAAGUAACUGUUCUUUCCGCCGAGGUUUCAAAGUUCGCGGCCGACAUCUGGCAGCAUCUUCUCUCUGCCUCUACCAUUCCCGACAACCGAGUGGUGUGCGCGGAAUGUGUGGGACGGCUGACUAUUAUCGACUCUCAGACCUUUAUGCCUCAGCUGCAGUCCCUUCUCAGAAAUGAAAACCCCGAUAUCCGAGGCAUGUCUGUCCAGGCUGUCCGAUACACGCUGCCUGACAGCGACGAGGCAUUCGAUGCUAUGCUCAAGAAUGUUCUCGUCGACAUGCUUCUUGUUAUGCUGCAGGACUCGGAGAUGGACAACCGUCGCUUGGCGAUGUCAACGCUGAAUUCGGCUGCGCACAACAAGCCUGAUCUGAUUCUGCCUCACCUCGGCGAGCUGAUGCCGUUCGUGUUGACCGAGUCGGUGAUCAAGCCACAGUUGAUCCGAGAGGUCAUGAUGGGCCCCUUCAAACAUAUGGUGGAUGAUGGUCUUGAAGUCCGAAAGAGCGCGUACGAAACCCUGUACGCUCUGAUGGAGACGGCCUUCUCGCGGAUCAACAACAUUGACUUUUACGAUCGCGUGGUCGCGGGUCUGAAAGAUGACAACGACAUUCGCAGUCUCUGUAACUUGAUGGUGUCCAAGCUCAUCGCCCUCGACCCUGAUGAAACUGCUCGUCGCCUUGACUCCAUCGCGGAGGCUUACCGCGCCAUCCUGUCGACCAAGCUCAAGGAUGGAGCUGUGAAGCAGGAUGUGGAGAAGCAGGAGGAAGCCAACAAGAGCGUUCUCAGAGUUACGCUCCUGCUUGGAGACAAACUCAAGGGUGCCAAGGGCGGUUCCGGCAAGGCGGCAGCCAACGCCAAUGCCGGUGGUGCCAGCCAGGCGUGGAACGCUUACUGGGAGUGGGUCAACAAGGAGUUUCAAGCGCAGCUUAGAAGCCUGCGUGAGGAAAGCAAGGAGAACCGUGUCUUGUAG
Messenger RNA from Colletotrichum orchidophilum, 4080 nucleotides. RefSeq names its product TATA-binding protein interacting. Gene Ontology annotation, biological process: SCF complex assembly; protein ubiquitination. The transcript has 4 exons. Bases 1 to 4080 code for a protein of 1359 amino acids. Gene Ontology annotation, cellular component: nucleus. Lineage: Eukaryota; Fungi; Ascomycota; Sordariomycetes; Glomerellales; Glomerellaceae. The record is from RefSeq and is a predicted model, not a curated record.